Molecule: messenger RNA, 861 nt
Organism: Topomyia yanbarensis
Lineage: Eukaryota; Metazoa; Arthropoda; Insecta; Diptera; Culicidae
Product: phospholipase A1 2-like
Exons: 1
Biological process (GO): lipid metabolic process
Molecular function (GO): lipase activity
Source: RefSeq, a predicted model, not a curated record
ACAUGCAGCAUCGUGAUCCAUGGUUGGAUGAACAACUACACCUCGUUGGCGAUCCAGGGAGUCAAGGAAGCCUAUCUAUCCAAGGGCGAGUACAACAUCAUAGGAGUAGACUGGAACAAAGGAGCCGCCGAACCGUAUCUUCGGGCUUCUCAGUAUACCUUGGCCGUCGGUUAUGUCGUCGCCGAUCUGAUUCACCGUGUAGUCCGAUCCAAUAUGGCCACAAUGGAUCAAAUUCAUCUGAUUGGGCACAGUCUGGGCGCACACAUUGCUGGCUGUGCAGGAAAUUUGGUGAAUGUAGGAAAACUAAAAGUGAUUGUCGGACUUGAUCCAGCAUCGAUCAAUUUCUUCGAAGAUGAACCGGAUGUCCGGCUUAGUCCAGAUGACGCCGAGUAUGUGGAAGUCAUCCACACCAGCACGCAGUUUUCCGGUUAUCCCCAUCCAAUUGGGUUGGUUGAUUUUUACAUUAACUACGGCAAGAAACAACCGGGUUGUUUAACCGAAUCUUGUAGCCACGGGAGGUCUAUUGAGAUCUUCAUUGAAUCACUGUCGAAGGAAUGCAAAGGCUUUUGGGGUGCCCGCUGCGAUGACUAUAAUGAACUGAAGGCCAAGACAUGCUACAAUCUCAAACGGCAAGCUCUUCUCGGUGGUGACCCUCCCAGGUUGGAGAACGAGAAGGGUAUCUACGUGGUGGUCACAUCCGUGGACCCUCCGUUUGCUCUGGGGUAUAACUUUUGACCGAUAACCGCAAACUAUACUGAUUGAUCGAUGGGUAUAAAGAAAUAAAUCUUCAAAUUAAUAGAUACAUUUGUAUAAAUAUCACAAUCUGGAACUUCUUCGAAAUGUUUUCUUCCUUCAAUGAGU